CAGCCACACUUCUUCUGUGGCCUGCCUGCUUCAUAAUGGUACCCAGAGUAAUGAUCUUAGCCUGCCUCACCACUGUAAUGGUCCAGGCAGAAGUACAGGAAGACUUCUCCCCUGAAUGCAGAGAAUUCUUGUUUAUGGGCACACCACCUCGGGGACUGGAGGAAAAUACCCUGAAGAGGAUCUGUCAGCGCUACAAUGGCAAAGCACGCUAUGUCACUCUAUACGAUGUCGUCAAUCAUAUUCCUAUCUACUCUGCCUAUACCUUCAAACGUAACGAUGGAUCCAAGCAAGUGGACGCACCUUGGAUGUAUGAGCCCCAGCUGUCCACUGUCGCUGCCGAUAGAGAGAUGCAGCCCUUUCCCCUUGAGUAUGAGAUCCAUAACCGCUUUGAGGAUGCCCAGGCAGUCCUGGAGGACUACUCCAACACAGUGAGAUUCGAGCGUGGCCACCUCAACCCAGACGAACACCAGGACCUCCUCGACGACAAAGCGGCCACCUACACUCUCACCAACAUCAUCCCGCAGGCCCGCGAGUUCAACAUCGGGCCAUGGCAACAGCAUGAGCACACCCUCCGCCGUCGCCUGAACAACUAUUGCCGUGGAACUGCCUACGUGGUUACUGGUGUUACCACCUCGGGCAGCAUGAUUCACAAGCACAACGCAUACCGCGUGGCUGUUCCCACUUACUUGUGGUCCGCAUACUGUUGCGUGGACUACGACCAUAACGCACCCUUUCAAGAGCGCUCCAAGUUCCCAGCUCACGCCGUGCACGGUCUCAAUGAGGACGAGGGGGAGGUUGUGGGGAUGUCGGUUCAGCAACUGGAAGGCUUUCUGCGGAUGAACACCUACGUAGACAAGUCCUUCCAAAUAUUCUAUGAUGACUGCGUCCCCACUGAGACCAAGUUAAGGCAGUAGAAUACACACUAAUGUUAACACAUAUCCACACCAUUAAAUGUUUAAAUACCUACUCCACCAAAAAACUGCCACUUUUUGCUUUACAUUUUUUAAAGGGAGGAUAGAAUGCAUAACAUGUAUAUGACCUAUAGGGCCAAACCAAAGAUGAGGCUGUUCUUUUUAUUUCAUUCAACAGACACUAAAGAUAUGUAUAUAGUGAUAAAGAGAAGACUUUGGUCUUUGACCUUUUAACUAUAGGCCUAAUUGAUCAUAAAUACAGUAUGUUUAUCUUGAUUACACUUAGAGCUACAUGAUGUACUAUUUUUCCCAUGAUAUAAUAAAAUGACAGAUCUCUGAAGGAUUGCAUCUGCUUAAAUAAAUGAUGUGAGCAUAAAUAUAUAAAUGUUCGCUCUUUCUGUCUUGUCUACAUAUCUUUGUGUCGCGUGUGUAUGUGCAGUGUGUUGUGUGUGGGCUACAGACCACAAAUUAAUAUACUAAACAAUCGUGCAAGGAAUUCUUCCUACUGGAAUGCUGGCAUUAUAUAAUAUAUACAUAAUAAAAUAUAAUAUUAUAUAAUAAUACAUUUAGACAAGAAUUUAGACAGGAAAUAAAUGGAAAUAAAAAAAAAAUAAAAAAAGGAACAAAAGUACAAAGAAUUAAAACAACAUAACACAAAAAUAAAUACAAAAGCACUAAUAAAUAAAACACAAAACAAAU
Clupea harengus (Atlantic herring) is the source of this 1610-nucleotide messenger RNA. Its product is annotated as endonuclease domain-containing 1 protein. The record is from RefSeq and is a predicted model, not a curated record. Lineage: Eukaryota; Metazoa; Chordata; Actinopteri; Clupeiformes; Clupeidae. Gene Ontology annotation, molecular function: metal ion binding; hydrolase activity; nucleic acid binding.